CACCGUCGCGCGCCAUGGUCGCCACGUCGUCUCCACGUCGUCCGCCACGCGGCGUCCACGUCGACCCGCGGGCCCAGCCGUCGGCGCCCCGGGCUAACCACCCGCUCGCAUUUGCUUCUUCCCGGAUAGGAUCACGAAGUGUUGAUGUGAGAUACGAUGAGUUCUCCGACAAGUUCUUCUGCAGCUUUUCACAGGUACGAGAUGACGACGUUAGCAAGGUUACCCUUCCGGCUUGGCCUGGGCAGGGUUAUGGACGCCACUGGUUAUCUUCAGGACUCUUAGUCCAAUUUGUAUCUUGUCCGUACUCGGAUGUAUUUGAUCUUCUGUAUGAUUUGGAUCCUUGUAUUGUAUAUUUGUAUCUUGACUCGUUGGAGUCGUUGUUGUAAUAUAUGUUUCUUGUGGGCUCUAUUGUAAUCCUGUUGUAAUGUUACCGCUCGUGUUAAUUCCUCUGGCAUCACGUGUGUGAUUCGUCGCGCACGUCGUGUCGGAGGGCGUCUCUGAAUCGAUAUCAUGCGGAUUUCGGCGGGUUCGCUGGGAUCCUCAUGGUACCGGUUCCGGGGCGUCACAAGUUGGUAUCAGAGCUCAGGUUGACGGUACCCCACUAGUCCAGCCUGUA
This is a messenger RNA of Lolium perenne, 616 nucleotides long. Lineage: Eukaryota; Viridiplantae; Streptophyta; Magnoliopsida; Poales; Poaceae. The record is from RefSeq and is a predicted model, not a curated record.